AGCGGUUCUCUCAAGCGGCAGUAUAUAUGAGGCCAUUACAAGCUGACCUAGAUGAAUCGCCAUUGUUACAUCACGUGAGUUUCAUAAAGUUUCUAGCAAUACAUUGCACUACACUACACUGCACUCACUGAACUGCACUAUAUUACAAUUGCGCUGUGUAUCUUCUUGAUAGGAUACCAGAAGUGGCCACCCAACUGUAAAUUGUGUUUUUUGUAACAAAUCCUUGGACUUUUCUGAAAUUAAGAUACAUAGGCAGGAAUGCCAGCAAAGAAAUACUGAAGGGCAGUCUUCACUUGGAUGCACACCAUCAUCAAGUUCUGAACCUGGGCAUUCUGUUUUAGAGCAAAUAGAGUCUGAUAGACAGUUUGCUGAACUACUAGCUGAAGAUGAUGGAGAUGAAUUGGAAUUGAUAAAGUGCUGUGGAAUCUCUGACCAAACAGAAGAAUUGAAAUGCUCAUCACUACACGAGGCUCUCAAUAAACUUUCAUUGAAGACUCGACCUGAAACAGAAAAGAACAUUGAGUUUUUUGUUCAGAGAAGAUGCGUUUUGAAAAAUGCCUUUGAAGAUGUCAAAACAUGCAAGAUGAUAACUAGUAAAGUUUCAGUCGAGUUCGUCGGAGAGCCAGCGGUUGACACGGGGGGCCCACGAAAGAAAUGUUCUCGAUUGCUUUUCGCCAAUCUAUUGAUUGCAAGCUCACCAGAGGUGCUUUCCCGUAUAUCACCUUUCUACAUGAUCAGAAUGCACUAGCUAGCGGCUAUUACAAAGCAUUCGGGCAAUUGGUAGCCCUUUCACUUUUGAAUGGAGCUGGCGGCCCACAUCUUUUUUCUUCAUGCUUGGCAAAUUUUAUUCUUGGCAUAGAAAAAAAGUGUAUUGCGGAAGAAGUUAUCAAGGAGAUUCCUGGUGAUCAAGCUGAAAUAGUUACGAAACUACAGAGCCUAAAUGGAUGCACAAACCCAGAUGAUUGGACGAAGGCCUUGUUGAAUUUUGACGAACGCUUUGACAUGGGGAUAAACAGCGCAAAAAUCUUAUUCGGGGAAAAAGAGGAGCUAAUACAAGCUGUUGCUAAACACAUCAUGAUUAGCUCGGCAUUGGAAGAAAUUCAUAGCUUUCAAGAAGGCUUGUCGACAUUUGGUGUCUUAAGUGUCUUGAGAGAACACCCAGAAGAAGCAUUCAAAGAGCUCACAUACAGCCAGCUUUCCGUUGAAGAUGUCAGAAAACCCUUCGUGCCGACAUUCUCGGUCAAAGGAUCGUCCAAGAGGGAAAAAGAAGAACUUGUAAUCUUCAACUUCAACCAAUUUCUGAAAAAGUGCAGCCAGGGAGAAGUUAGUAGAACUGUGCUGAACCUGGAUGGCAUACUUGGUGAACAACUUUUUGAAGAAGAGGCCACGCACAUAUUAACCCUGAACGAUGUUUACCAGUUUGCAACUGGGUUGCGUUACCCACCUCCUGGUGGAUGCAAAGGCACAGUGGAAUUCAUCCAUGGUGCACUACCUGGAACACGUGCCAAAGGAAACACAUGCGCCAAUUCCUUCUGUUUUCCAAUUACUUCCAGAUAUGCUAAUGAAGAUUAUGGUGUCUUUAUAUCCAGUUUGGCUGAUGAUAUCUUGGAAGGACCUGGAUACGGUAUGGUCUGAUCUGCUUUCUAACCAUGACCUUUGACGUAUUAUUGCAAGAACAAACAGUUGAUAUUGUUGUUUCCUUUUAAUGUUUCAUUCGUACAA
Molecule: messenger RNA, 1722 nt
Organism: Dendronephthya gigantea
Lineage: Eukaryota; Metazoa; Cnidaria; Anthozoa; Malacalcyonacea; Nephtheidae
Exons: 3
Coding region: 655-1635 (326 amino acids)
Molecular function (GO): ubiquitin-protein transferase activity
Source: RefSeq, a predicted model, not a curated record